Messenger RNA from Vigna radiata var. radiata (mung bean), 2185 nucleotides. Its product is annotated as inositol 1,3,4-trisphosphate 5/6-kinase 4. Gene Ontology annotation, biological process: inositol trisphosphate metabolic process. NCBI's taxonomy places the organism in Eukaryota, Viridiplantae, Streptophyta, Magnoliopsida, Fabales, Fabaceae. Gene Ontology annotation, cellular component: cytoplasm. Gene Ontology annotation, molecular function: ATP binding; magnesium ion binding; inositol-3,4,5,6-tetrakisphosphate 1-kinase activity. The transcript has 2 exons. The record is from RefSeq and is a predicted model, not a curated record. The coding region runs from base 606 to 2045 and encodes 479 amino acids.
CGUUCUUCUUUUCCUGAUUCUUCCAAUUUUGCCUGCAUAUUUGGAUGUUCUAGUUUUAUAUUGCGUUUGAUUCAUCUGUUCUUGCUCAGUUCCAAAGUUUGUUUUUUUUUUCAAUUUCACGCACCCAGUUUCACUUGGUAUAAAAAAUCUGCGAGAAUUUUCCUAGAAGUUGCAUCAAUCGUCAAAAAUAGAAACUUGGCAUUUCCUAUUUUGAGGAAAUGGUAUUGUUUUUUAGAAUGGUUUGGACAUUAAAUGGAAAUGAAGAGUAAUGAAACAUAUUGUGGAAUUACUCAUGUCUUGGUGAAAAGGAAUGGGAGUUUUGUGAAGCUUGGAAUCUGGAAAAUAGGAUUUUUCUACUAUAUAUUUGGAUGAAUUAUAACUUCAGUCUAUGUUGGCCUUGGGCUGAAAAUCUCAUAGAAGAUGGUUAUUACAUUUAAUGGUCCGCACUCGACGCCAAGCCAUUUUAUAUCCUGUUAUAGUGCAUCAUGGCAUGGGAUCUAUUACUCAAAGUUAUGUAUGAAAGGUUGAGUUAACUAAGAUUGGACGAUCAGCUCUGCAUGGUGUAAAAGCUUGCCCUGCAAAAACUGUUCUGCAUCCACUUUCAGAUGGGUGUUGUGAGAGGGGUGAUAUUGGAUGAAUCAGUACUCUUGACUGAAAGUGAUGUUGAUCAAACUGCAUCUACUCUACGACCAGGGGCUGAGUCUCUCACCCGGAUACUCUUCCUGUCCAAAAUCCAUAGGGGAAUUGCUUAUGGCUCGGGUCUUCUGGACGACAAGGUGAGCAUUCUUAAAAGAACUGCUGAUCUCUACUCACUUGAUUGCUUUGCUUUAAAUGACUCUGGAAGUGAGGCUGGGCCUGGAUGGAGUAAUACUGAUGAUGGCAGUGUUAUUUAUCUUAUUUCUAAUAAGGUUUUCUCACCUAAGUUAAGCCGCUAUAAUUGGCUUAUUGUUGUUCUGAAUGUUGGAGGCGAAAGUUCAUGUCACGAUCCUAACAUACUUCAGAUUGAAAGCUUAGAAGAAUUACCAUUGACCAUAUGCCGCAUAAAUAAGAAAUUAAUCGGAAACAAUGCUGUGACUGUGGGUUACACAAUGAAGCCUUCGCGUGUGGAAGAUUUUGCAAAGAGGGGUGCAUUUCCUUUGUGUCCUACUCAACAGGGGUUGAUGUUCGUACCUCUCAUGUCCAAUUUGUCUUUAUCAUCUCAGCUGAAGGAUGUUGACAUAGUUCUCCACAAAGCUACUGAUGAAAUAUUAUCUAUUGAAGAUAAUAAACCUACUUUUACACAGAACAUGCGAGCGUUGCAGAAAUAUUUGGAUCAGCACCCGGAUAUAUGCGUGAUUGAUCCACUGAGUUACGUCUAUCCUUUAUUGGAUCGGCUAGAAAUUCAACAAGUUCUACUUGGCUUGGUAGAACUGAACACUGAAGGCAAAUGUCUCAUCAGAGGGGCCCAUUUUAGUAACGUUGAUAACUUUGAUGAAUUUGAUUUUGCAACUGGACUAUCUGAAGCUAGAUUGUCUCUUCCAUGCAUAGUGAAACCUAAAGUUGCUUGUGGUGUCAGUGAUGCACAUAAGAUGGCAAUUGUUUUCAGGCUUGAUGAUUUUAAGAAUUUAAGUGUUCCUCUUCCUGCUGUUAUUCAAGAAUAUGUGGAUCAUUCAUCCACUUUGUACAAAUUUUAUGUCUUGGGUGACAAGAUUUUCUAUGCUGUCAAGAAGUCAAUACCAAAUGCCGAUAUUUUGAUGAAAUCAUCUAGUGGUGAUGAGCUCAAACCUCUUCUGUUUGAUAGCUUAAAAUCUAUGCCCACUGCUGACAGUAUCACAAGUAAUGAGUCUAUUGACCUUAAGUUGGUUACAGAUGCUGUAGAUUGGCUUAGGAGAAGGCUUCAUCUUACCAUUUUUGGCUUUGAUGUUGUGAUUCAGGAAGGUACUCAUGACCAUGUAAUUGUGGAUGUAAACUAUCUCCCAUCUUUUAAGGAAGUUCCUGAUGACAUCGCUAUUCCUGCUCUCUGGGAGGCCAUUAGAAAUAAUUUUGACUGUAGGGUGUCUAAAUAAUUAUCUGUUUGAACUUUGGGACUAUUUGACAUGUAAUAAUGUCAAUGAUUGCAUCAGACCAUGGAUUAGGCAAUCGAUCAUAUCAAGCUGAAAUGAGAUUGAACAACUCGUUAUUGCUUGUUUGAAUUUUGAAAUACUUA